Messenger RNA from Solea solea (common sole), 4014 nucleotides. RefSeq names its product neuropilin (NRP) and tolloid (TLL)-like 2b (gene neto2b). Gene Ontology annotation, molecular function: protein binding. The coding region runs from base 578 to 2245 and encodes 555 amino acids. The record is from RefSeq and is a predicted model, not a curated record. The transcript is spliced from 12 exons. Lineage: Eukaryota; Metazoa; Chordata; Actinopteri; Pleuronectiformes; Soleidae.
UGAUUACAUUUUAAGGUGAAGACAUGUUGUAUAGUUAGGAGGUUAAGGUUAGGUCUGCAGGAAAGUGACUCCAUAAUGUAAAUCAAUGCAAUGUCCUCUGAAGUCAUGGAAACGAGACUGUGUGUGUGUGUGAGAGAGGGAGGGAGAGAGAGAGCGCGCGCGCGCUUGCAUGUAACCUGCUAAUGAAAUAGCAAUCAGUAUGAUUACUCAUGUAUGAUUCUGCACAUGCGCAUCAGCUCGUCCCCUCUUCUCGCGCCAACUACAAGCUCAGUGUUAAAAGAGCCACAGACAGAUCAGCUGUUGUGAGAGAACAAGAACCAAAGUGGCGCAGACUUCCGCUCUGCAGCAACAACGACGGCGGCGUAUUUAUUAUUUCUCUAAAGUGCGACGAUAAAUCAGGAGUUCUUUUCACUGUAAAAGCUUCUUUCAUCUUCACCACUGGGAUUAGGAUGAAACAGUGAAAGUUGGAUUUUUGUAUGUGUGUGUGUGUUAAUCCGGACCAAUGAUGAUGUGAUGAGGAGAAACAAGCUGCUGCAGUUUGAAAUCAACAAGCAGAGAACGGACUUCCGCUGAGAGGAUGAAUGUAGUCUGGAUGUUUCUCCUGUUCAUUGAGGAGGGAUUUGCUCGCGCACAGAAGACUAAAGAUGAUGGUGCAGGAUCUAAAGGAGUUAAACCGUCUCAGUGGCCGCAGCGUUCUCAUCACUGUGGAAACUGGCUCCGAGACACAGACGGCGGCACCUUCAGCUCCCCCAACUACCCAAACACUUACCCCCCCAACAAGGAGUGCCUUUAUGUACUGGAAGCUCUGCCCCGCCAGAGAAUAGAGCUAGUGUUUGACGACACCUUCCACAUGGAGACGUCUUUCCAGUGUCGCUUUGACCACAUCGAGGUGCGCGACGGUCCCUUCAGCUUCUCUCCACUCAUCAAUCGCUUCUGUGGCUCAGCCAGUCCGGGCCUCGUCCUCUCCAGUGGACGCUUUAUGUGGAUCCGCUUCUUCAGCGAUGAAGAGCUGGAAGGAAGCGGCUUCCGGGUCCAGUACAGCUUUACUGCAGACCCUGAAUUUCAUCUGCAUGUGGGCGGACUUUUAAACCCAAUUCCAGAUUGCCAGUUUGAGCUGUUUGGAGCUGACGGGCUGAUCCGCUCCAGUCAGGUGGACGAAGAGUACAAAGUGAAGCCGGACCAGGCAGUGGACUGCAUAUGGACGAUACGAGCACCAACAAACAACAGGAUUUACCUACGAUUCUUGGAAUACCAGAUGGAAAACUCAAAUGAGUGCAAGAAAAACUUUGUGGCUGUUUAUGAUGGCAGCAAUGCCAUUGAGGACCUAAAGGCCAAGUUUUGCAGCACAGUAGCUAACGACAUCAUGCUGGACACUGGUGUGGGAGUAGUGAGGAUGUGGGCCGAUGAGGCGAGCCGCCUCAGUCGAUUCCGGAUGCUGUUCACCUCCUUUUCGGACCCACCGUGUGUGGGCAGCGCGUUCUUUUGCCACAGUAACAUGUGCAUCAACACUUCUCUGGUGUGUAACGGCGUACAAAACUGUGUCUUUCCUUGGGAUGAAAGCAACUGCAAAGAGAAAAAGAACAAAGGUCUCUUUCACCAGAUUACGAAAACCCACGGAACUGUAAUCUGUGUGUCUACUGGAGUGGUGCUGCUGCUGCUCAUUAUCUCCAUCCUAGUGCAGGUCAAACAGCCGCGGAAAAAGGUGUUGGUGCGAAAGAAUGACCUGUUUCACCGGGGGGAGUUCGAGGAGGAGUUUGACCCCCCUCAUUAUGAACUUUUUACCCUCAGAGACAAGGAAAUGUCUGGGGAUCUUGGGGAUUUAUCAGAAGAACUGCAGUCCCUGCAGGCGCUCAGGAGAUCCUCGUCAACCUCACGCUGUGUACACGAACACCACUGUGGCUCUCAGGUCUCUGUCAACUCCAUCAAAGCCACUCAGGAUGCACAUUGCCUGGAGAGAGGAUCCAUGGAGCUGCUUCCUUUCAGAGGGGACUUCCACAGCACCUUACCUCCCUUCAGGGACUUUAACAGCAGUCUGCGUAAGAAGAGUUGGCCAAGCAUGAAACCAGGCCGAACACAGGGCCAUCACAGUGUUACAGACAGAGCGACGGAGCGGCACGACCGAGUGAUGGAGGAGGAGGAAGAGGAGGAGGAGGACGGCAGGUAUGAUGUGUACGUGCGCAGGGCAGGAAGCCGCAGAGGGAACUAUGAAAUGGCUCAGCAAAGAUCCCUGUCCAUGGACCUAUGAAGAGAACAGACAAGGCAGUUUAACCUGCACUGAUCAAUUUACUUCACUCAUUUACAUUUUUGUAGUGGUUGUUUGUUGAAGUCCAAAUCAGAGUCAAACUAAACUGAAACAAAAGAGCACUAGUGCACCAUGGGUAUGGAUCUUAUGCAGCUGAAAGAAACAUACUGUUUCAAUGUUGUUGUUCUGUGUGGUUUGUCUGGACAAGUAAUGAAAGCCAUGAUAAAUCAAUAAUAUAAAUACAUCCAUCCGUCCAUUGUCUACGGCUUUAUCGUCCACAUGCCGGUCCGGGUGACCGGCAUGUGGACGAUAAAGCCUACGAUAAAGCCUACGAUAAAGCCUACGAUAAAGCCUACGAUAAAGCCUACGGCCAAUUUACAGUGUUCACUUAACCUCUGCAUGUUUUUGGACUGUGGGAGGAAACUGGAGAAAACUCUCUCCCUCGCUCUUUCUCUUUCUCUCUUUCUCCCCCUCUCUUUCUCUUUCUCUUUCUCUCCCUCUCUCUUUCUCUUUCUCUCUCUCUUUCUGCGUAUGUGUGACUGGGCGAGGGCAGAGUAGAGAAAACUAGGACAUGGAGACUGCAGUGUUUUGGUAAUAACUCCAAAAUCCACAGGGGGCGAUAGAGGUUCCACAGUGGAGCUUUAAAUACAGUUUCAACUUAUAGUAGAAAGAAUAUGUUUAUCCAUUAUAUGAAUACAUGAAUCGCACUAUACAUCGUCCUUAGUAACUUGUGUAACAAAACAUUCAUCAACCUCAGUCAUAGAGACUUUAUUUAUUUGUUUAUUUAUUUAUUUAUUUCUCUAGCCUUUUACAACAACCCACAGUUGACCAGUGCUUUACAAAAUAAAAGCAUUACACACACAAAGUAGGUAAAAACAUAUUUUUGAAACAUAAAUGAAAGCAUGAAAGUUAAAUUAAAAACACGCAAGAAUAAAAACUGUCACCACACUAUUAUUAAAAGCCAUUCUGAAAAAAUUGUGUUUUAAAUUUGGAUUUAAAAAGGCCCAUUUCAUCUUUUUACAUUGAUAUUAGGUCUCACAUAUAUAAUUUAUAAUUUAUUUGUUUUAUUAAUCUCUGAUGUACAGCACUUUGUUUCAGCUGUUGUUGUUUUUAAAGUGCUUUAUAAAUAAAGUUGGAUUGGAUAUCAAGUUACAAACAAUAUACGGGAUCUAUGUACGAGUACACUUAUAUAAAUACACACACAACUGACUGGACCGAAUAUGUGUCCAUCUUCAUAUCUUCAGUAUGAGACCUCCAGAAUAAAUGUACAAUCAAGACAACGUUUUAGACAAUUUAUUGUACUGAAACAUUGUAAGUGGAAUGGAAUUAAGCUUAUAUAACUAGAGGGUUGCCAGUUCAAAUCUCAGGACAGGUUAAGGGCUGUGGUGCCCACUGCUCCUAUUUCCUGCUUUGUGUGCGUUAUAAAAAGGAUGAGGUCAAAUUCUAAUUUGGUGUGUGUGCAAAUAAAAACUGAAUUCUAAUUCAAUAAAUGUAUCAAUGCAACUUAGACGGUGUGAGGAAGCUUCCUGCUACUGUCUUUUAAAUAGAUCAAUAAGCAAAGUAUUUGUCACGCUUUAAAUACAAAAGGAACAACGUUUCAGUUCAGUUCAGUUUCAGGAGAACUCACACAGGAGGAAGAGAAGUGAGAUUCCAAUGCUGUGCUUUGUCUGUGAAAACCCAUUUUUAUUGUAAAGCAAAUUAAGUCCAUAAAGAAUGUUUGUGAAAUAAUAACCUGGGCUUUUUGUGUAAUUUCUCCCUGUUAAGGAAUAAAU